Sipha flava (yellow sugarcane aphid) is the source of this 799-nucleotide messenger RNA. Its product is annotated as cuticle protein 7-like. Gene Ontology annotation, cellular component: extracellular matrix. Bases 101 to 571 code for a protein of 156 amino acids. The transcript is spliced from 2 exons. The record is from RefSeq and is a predicted model, not a curated record. Lineage: Eukaryota; Metazoa; Arthropoda; Insecta; Hemiptera; Aphididae.
GCUCGGUCUGGACAUUCAUCAGUUCGUUUUUGCACCGCAAAUCCGUCGACAAUAUUUUACCGAACAACGACCAAUCAACAAUAAACAAACAAAAAAAAAAAUGGCCGCUAAGUUGAUCAUUUUCGCCGCUUGCGUGGCCUCAGCUCUCGCUCAAUACUCCGCUCCAGCCUAUAAACCAGCCUACCCAGCACCCGCAUACCCAGCACCUGCUUACGCCGCACCGAAGGCCUACGCUCCGGAACCCGCCUACCCACCAACCCCGUACAACUUCGAGUACUCCGUAAACGAUCCACACACCUAUGACGUCAAGAGCCAACAGGAGUACAGCGACGGCAACGGUUACGUCAAAGGAUCGUACAGCCUGGUUGAACCCGACGGUUCCACCCGCGUGGUCGAGUACACCGCCGAUGAUUACAACGGUUUCAACGCCGAGGUGAAGAAAAUCGAAGGAGGAUACAAGGCCCCGUACAGCGCACCAGCUUACAAACCAGCGUACGCCGCCCCGGCUUACCCGGCCCCAGCUUACCCAGCACCGGCCUACAAACCAGCCCCGUACAAGCCAGCUUAUUAAUCCGUCCCCCGGCACGUUUGGGGACUAUUCGUAAACGGCUUCAGGGUCGUCCUCUUCUCGCGCACUGUCCGUCUUUCAACGAUGUGAUUCGCUGUACCACUGUGUCUACCACUGUUCUCGCGGUGGCCGGCGAGCAAUUCGUCAGCUCAUCCCUUCUAAUGUUGUAAUUUAGUCAAAUGAUUGUGUACAUUACCGUGUAAAUAAAUCACUCAUCGUUUCAUCCAAAUA